Messenger RNA from Malus domestica (apple), 2600 nucleotides. RefSeq lists its product as uncharacterized. Gene Ontology annotation, cellular component: membrane. The record is from RefSeq and is a predicted model, not a curated record. NCBI's taxonomy places the organism in Eukaryota, Viridiplantae, Streptophyta, Magnoliopsida, Rosales, Rosaceae. Gene Ontology annotation, molecular function: protein binding.
ACCAAGUCUUUCAUUGCUCAUUUGCUACCUAUAUAUACAUCAGAAGUUUACUCACACUAGGUGCUCAGAGUGGUCGAGUUUACUCAAGCUAAGCUCAUAGGCUCAUAGCUGCAUCUUAAUUAUUUUUUGAAGAUUGCCACUACUGGAUCGAGCAAUUGAACAUGGCAGCUGCGGUUGUUCCUAGUGUAAUUGCUAAUCUUAAAGUUCUUAGUCACGAUAAUUAUGAAGAUUGGAGUUUCCGGUUUAAAACCUACUUGUUGGCUGAAGAUCUUUGGGAGGUUGUGGAAGGGACCUCUGAACCUCCUAGACGAGAAGAUGGAGAAGUUGAAUUCAUGGUCUGGAGGAAGAAUAAUGCCAAGGUUUUACAUGCAAUCCAGAGUUGUUGCGGGGAUGAUACUUAUUUUUUUAUCCGGGGCAUUAGCAGUGCCAAAGUCGCCUGGGAUGCUUUGGCUGAAAAGUUGAAGCCGGCCGAUCCAGCCUUGGAAAACACAGAGGUUUUGAUACCACAUGAAGAAUUGAAUACCGGUCUGACGCGGAAUGAGGAUCAUUAUAACACUAACGGCGACUUCAAUGAGUUCCCCCACCAUCAAUCCUUCAUUGAUGCUGUUGUAAAAGGUGACUGUGAUUCUGCAAAGAAGUAUCUUACUAUGCAUCACGAGGCAAUCAGAGAAAGAGGUUCAUUAUCAGGCUCGACAGCUCUUCACAUGGCAGUUUCAAUGGAAAACGAACAUAUGGCGAAAGAAUUAGUGGAGUGGAUGACGGAGGAAGACUUGGAAAUAGAAGACGCUAACGGUGUCACAGCUUUAGCUCUGGCUACGCUAAUAGCACCCGAAGUGGCUAGAUGCAUAAUCGAAAAGAACAAGAGAUUACUUUGCAUACCAUGCAAUCCCCUUAAAAUGAUCCCACUGAUCAAGGCUUGUCAUGGCGGCCAUUGGGAAUUGGCUCGCUAUCUCUAUUCAGUUACCCCUUUGGAAGCUUUGACGUCGACCCAAGACAACUGUCGGACUAGCGCUGACCUUAUUUCCCACUGUUUUACCUCCAAAGAACUCGAUAUUGCAUUGGAUUUAAUUCAGCGUUGCCCGAACUUGGCCUUUGCUACAAACUCUACGGGGAAAUCACCUUUGCAGGAAUUGGCUUGUAUGCCAUCUCUCUUUUCAAGUGGAACGCAUCUCGGGUUCUGGCAACAAUGGAUCUAUAACAGUAUAAACAUACCACAUGCUUCUGGGAUCCGUGAUGUUCGCAUGGAUGUUCAAAAACAAGCCAAUGACCCGAUUAAUGAUCAAAGGGGUCACAUAAUUCUCUCCGUAAUGCCUUUUCUGCGAGGGCUUAUCUCAAAUCUCCGUAAACUUUUCGGAAUCGAUCACAUAUACAAAUUGAAACAGAUCCAUGUCCAAUCCCUUGAAGUUUUACAAGGCAUAUGCAAAAUGACAGAAGGUUUAAACCUGAAACAAAUGCAAGGAAGUUCCGUACACACAGCACUCUUCAAAGCUGUUGAACAUGGGAAUGAUGAGUUUCUUCGUCAGCUGUUUACUGCAAAUACCCUAGCUUUAGGGAUAUAUGACGAAAAUGCAAAGAGCAUGUUUCAGUUUUCCAUUGAAUGCCGCCAAGAAAAAGUCUAUAACUUUUUCCAUGAAUUUACCCGAAUCAUGAAUGUUCGUACUGAAUCCAGAGUAGAUAAGUUCAACAAUACUUUACUACAUUCAGCAGCGAGGUUAUCCCCACCCGCACAGCUUAAACAAAUCCCAUGUGCAGCAAUGCAAAUGCAGAGAGAACUACAAUGGUUCAAGGACGUGGAGAAAAUUGUACCUCCCAAGUUUCUUGAAGUUGUAAACUAUACAGAUGGCAUGACCGCCCGUGAUCUAUUUACUAAGAACCACAAGGAAUUGGCAAACGAAUGUGAAAGGUCAAUGAAAGCAACAGCAACUUCUUGUACGGUUGUAGGGGCUCUUAUUGUUACAAUCAUGUUUAUCGCAGUAUUCUCAGUUCCAGGUGGAAUCAAGGCAGGCUAUCCCGUGUUCUUAAAUAAAAGGAUCUUUAUGGUCUUCAUAGUUGCUGAUGUCUUUUCACUCUUUUCUUCCACAACUUCAGUGGUGACAUUCUUAGGAAUUCUCAACUCGCGUUAUGCUGAAGAGGAUUUUCUUAAAUCAUUGCCAACGAAGAUGGUUAUAGGCCUUUUCACCCUCUUCUCCUCUAUCGUUACCAUGAUGAUUGCGUUUUCUUCUACCCUUUUUCUUAUGCUGGAUUCAAAAAAGUGGAUAGUGGUUCCGAUCAUUUUACUUGCUAGUGUUCCAGUUGUCUCCUUCGUAUGGAUGCAAUUUUUCCUCCUUGUUGAGAUCUUCAUUUCUACUUACGGAGCUGGAAUAUUUGUGGCCAACAAAAAAGGCAAACCUUGGUCAUUCGGUUCUCUUAGACUGUUCUAGUCAUUUUGUCUUGAUAUUUGUUUCGGUCACUUUUGAGGGAGUUUUUAGGAGUUGCUUAAAGAAUAAUGAUAAAUAAGUUAUGUACACUCUUUCUGUUUUUGGGCCUAAAGAAUGUAUAAUUAAUGUACGUGUUCCAGAUUUGGUAAUAAACUCCAACUUCAAUAUUUGUAUUGGCAUGAA